This is a messenger RNA of Lytechinus pictus (painted urchin), 3113 nucleotides long. RefSeq lists its product as uncharacterized. NCBI's taxonomy places the organism in Eukaryota, Metazoa, Echinodermata, Echinoidea, Temnopleuroida, Toxopneustidae. The coding region runs from base 223 to 1164 and encodes 313 amino acids. The record is from RefSeq and is a predicted model, not a curated record. The transcript is spliced from 2 exons.
ACCCGGAACAUGCUGGAAUUCGAUCGCGCAAACAAUAGAACACAAUUGCCGUGUUUACACCUGAUCGGCUUUUGGUUCUGAACCAAAAGCCGAUCAAGUGUAAACACGGUAAAUGUUGUUUACCUCAAUCCAUGGUAAGAUCGAGCGCGCGACUGUUGUGCAUUUUAAACUCACAUUGUCACAUUACGAAAAUUAAUACUGUGGGUUGUGCUUCGCCUCACGAUGUCGGAAGAGCGUAGUCGAGUUAUUUUGUGGACGACACCCCGAGGUUCAUCCACGGUGUUUGCCUUGUCGAUGAGUCACGUACCCGAGAUCGAAAUGUGGAUGGAGCCUUUCGGGUAUGCCGGCAUCGCUGCACUCAACGCGAAGAUCGAAGAAAGGACGGUUCUUCCCAUGGACCAUAAAGGCAACGAACAGCUCUUCGAGAAAGUUGCCCGACAUGUCAGCGUGGCAAUGGACAGACCCUUCGUCCCCGCGACGCUCUCGUACCAGAGCGUUAAAGAACGGCUCGAACGGACAACUGCAAAACACGUCUUUGUCAAGGAUAUGGCCUACGGGAUGCCUGAUGGCGACGUUACUCGGUAUAUACCAAGCGGCUACAGGCACUCGUUCCUUAUUCGUAGCCCCCAUCUGGUAUAUCCUGGCGUCCACAAGAUGUAUUACCCCCAUUUCAAAGCCAUUAACCGGUUACUCCCUGACGAAAAGGACGAAGCUAGCUUUGACGUCAGGAACCACAACGAGCUAGGAAUACACGAAAAUUACUUUAAGGAGUUGCAUGACCUGUGGCGCUAUAUCCUCAUAGAGGUUGACCCGAAGGCAGUUGUCCUUGACUCGUCCGACCUGCUCAACGAUCCGGGUCGCGUUCUUCCCCGAUGGUGUGAGGCAGUGGGGCUGCCUUUCAAUGCUUCAAUGCUAUCAUGGCCGAAACCAGAGGUGCAAGAAAUUGGGAAGUGGAACUGGGGAUGCACCUGGACUGCAGAACAGGUCUCUUUAAAUGCAUUUUAUGGAGGUGUUCUGAGAAGCACCUGUUUCAACCCUCCAAAGGUACUACCGCCAAGAGAACACCUUACCGACGAUGUCAUAGAAAUGGCGGAAGCAUCAAUGCCUUUCUAUAACGAAAUGCAUCAACACCGUAUGCGUGUCGACGAAGAUACUCUAUCUUAACAUAUUUUUUACCAUUCCACACGGUUCCUUCAUUGAAAAUCGACAUAACACAUAUUUUCUUUUCACAGUAUAUAAUUGAAUAAUCAACACAAUAUAUAUGUAACGAAAUAACAUAUACAAUAUUCCAUGAUAUUGUCAUAUCAUUUGUUAAGAAAACACAUUUUCAAAGUGUAACAAAAAUGUACUUUUCCAUAUCAUAAUAUUAAGAUAUUAUUUCAGACAUAAUAUGAUUAUGUUUUGCAUUCUUAUCUUUGAUAUAUUCCAAUAACAAUGUGACAAUGCAAUCAGACCCGUCAGAGCACUCCCAACUUUCCUUGAUGAAAGUAGUCACAGGAAAUACCGUCAAUAGUGAGUAUAGGCCUAUACAAAUUCUUCUGCAGUGAUGUAAAAGUUGGCGCCAUUUACAUAGCGCAUAUGCCUAUAGACUCCUUUUCCUCGGACAAUGUUCUACUAUUUGGUGCUUUAAUGAAACUAAUGAUAAUAAUAGCUGUAUAUUUACCCAGGGUAGCCACUUCAGUUCCGGUUCAGUUUCGAAAACUGUUCUCCCAGCGGGCCCUGCUAUUAUUAUUACCCCGGCUAAAAAUCUGAAUCAGUAUUUUCUAAUGUUAAUAGAUAACUCAUAUUGAUUUCCGGAGGAUUUUUUAAAUCAAAUAUUUAACGAAAAUAAAAAGUGAGAUGUUUAACUCUCAGUCAAAAAGAAAAAAACAUGAUUAAUGUCUUCUUCAUUCAAUAUUACAAUUUAAGCACAAAUUACUAUUGAUUAUUUUCCACUUAUGAAGUUUUUUUCCGAAGUAAAUUAUAUAGUAAUUUGAAAAAUUAAUUCACGAAUAUCGUCAAUCUCUCUCUCUAAAAAAGUUUGAAAACAUGUGACCUAACAAUAUCGACACUGAAGCUGCUAACCCGGCAAAUUGACAGUGUACAUUUACAUCUAUUGCACAACAAAAUAAUUUUGUGAUAUUGUGUAUUGCUUAAAUCGUGAUAUAAAACGUUUAAAAAUCCUCGAUUGCAAGUUUUUGUGGUACACUGUAAAAACUGUGGUGUUAAAGCUGACACCAGUUGGUGUUAAUAUAGGACCACACCCUGAGGUGUUAAAAUUAGACCCUAGAGAUUGAACAUAACACCAAAGAGUGUAAAUGUAACAACAAUAGGUGUUGUAAUAACACCUAUAGGUGUUAAACUAACACCUAUAGGUGUUAAACUAACACUGUCAAUUUAACACCGGUGUAAAAUAACUGGUGUGGUCCUCUAUGUACACCGGUUAACACCACAAUAGUUGCUGUGUAGGAGUAAAUUUUGUGUAUAUUGAUCGGACUAUUAUACCGUAUGAGUAAAAAAAAUAAAACCUCACAAAUCUCCAAUUUAAGGAAUAAAUAUAUCAUGAACACAUAAUUCUUAUAUAUGGCCUGAAAGAGUAUGUUCUCCAUAAUAGUUUGUUUAUCGAGAACAAUUUUUCCAAACCAUUGGAAAAAGUCUAAAGUCCUUCCUAUUUAUAAAUCCGGUAUUAAACAGAAAAUCUCCAAAUAACUUCCGUCCUGUUUCAAUUCUACCCACUGUAUCAAAACUACUUGAAAGAUAUUCGCUCAGCGGCAAUUGAUUGCAUUUUUAGAAAAUGACAAACUCUUAUCUGAAGUUCAGUUUUGGUUUAGGAGUAAACACCCCACCUUAACUUCUUUAGUUAAAAUUACAGAUCAGUAGAUGUACGCUGCAGAUCAGGGGAAUACUGGGACAGUGUUUAUUGACUUUUAAAAAGCAUUCGAUUGCGUUGACCCCCCUCUGUGCUUUAAGUAUGGGAAACAGAAAAUAUCAACAUAUUGUUUACAUCGUAUGUUUCUUUUUUAUUAUGUUCUUUCCCCAUGUUUUUACGAUUAAGAAAACUAUUUCACCUAGAAUUUAUUUGUACAUAAAUUCAACUGAUCCAGAGAAAUUGUUAGUAAAGAAUUCAUCUAUGC